GUUUUUCCAUCUCCUUUGAGGCAUGCAGACGGCCUCUUUCUCCUCCUGAACCACUCUCCUCAAAACAACUCUCCCUCCCCCUGAUCUUGUCUUCUUCAUCCAGUCUGUCCCAUUCUCAAGACUUCGUCCGCCUCUUGAUCCCAUUCCGACACUCUCGAUGCCAUCCGUCCAUUAUAAAUAAUUAGCAGCGAUACAAGCAGCCAGUCGUGGACCAGUCGCUCGAUCCUUUCCCAUUUUAUCGAACUGAUAUCCCUUUGAGAGACUCGCAGCUCUCCGUCGGCCCCUUCUAGCCCGGCAUCCUCCUUCAUCUCUUCCCGACCACUCUGCAUACUCAUCGGUACCUUAUUACACUAGACUACAAUCAAUAGCCUAGGUAGAUACCAGCUGCUUCCAUUUUCCAUGGAUUCCAAUUUCAUUGCCAGACUAGAGCGUGAAGCACGCGCCAAGCAGGGGCUUUCCCCUCCCGCUGCAGAUGCCGACCACUCAAUCCAUCCUCCUCUAAGCUCCGAGUCUAACCAGAGCGAUCACAUCCGAUCCCGUCCUCAUCAAGCUCAGGAUCAUGAAGACACUGAGCUCGAAUAUGUUGACUGGGAUGAAGAUGAAGCUCUGCGGAUGAUUGGUGAGGUCCAAGAAGAGGUCGAAGACCACCCUCCAACCCAUCUCGAUAGUAUCGGUCCUCAUCCCCGACCUUCCACUUCUCACGAGCCAUCUGAUGACCGCGAUCCCGACCCACCAAACGAGGAGGCCGAGGAUGAUGACGAUGACGGAACAACCGAUAGUGAUCUGGAUGAGAUUCGUCCCAAGAAACCCGAUCCGAUCCCGACCAUCCGACUGACUCUAGCCCUAGACCUUCAACUCCCUCUAGAGAAGACUGUCGAGCACAGCGUCACUUUCUUAGCCAAGCAGGCUGGCUACAUACUACCAGCUGACACAGCCAUCACCUUUGGUGCCUCUGCUGUACCCGAACCGGAGCAGCCGCCCCCAGCACAAAAGCUAACAACAGAUACAUCUCUAGACAUCGCUCCCCCACCAAAACGACGCCGACGAAGAAGAAUUCAGGAACGAGAUGAAGGUUACGACAAAGAUGACCCAUUCGUUGAUGACUCGGAGGCGUUCAUCAUCGAACCUAAGUAUUAUCACCCUCCUGCCCGGGAUGGCUUCUUCGUGGUCUUGGGACCAGUGGAACUCAAGGCUGAUUCAAAGCAAACCAGAGUCCGUAAGCCGAAAAAACCACCCUUGGGCGGGGUCCCCGAUAACUCAUCCCAACCUGGCGAUGCCUCCACAACCAAGCGACGCAUUCCGCUUAACUCGGUACCCCAGUCAUCCUCUACCCUACCAACUCUUGCAGCUCAAUCUACCUCUCAGCUACCGAAGCCUCCUCAGGCAAAGCAGUCCGAUUCUGACCCGUUCAAACUUGAAGGUGCUCUUCCGUCAUCAGCGUCCGUCCCAAACAAUGCCCCUCAAUCAACCUCCCAACCACCAAAACCUGUGCAGAAGCCACAGCCUAGCACAUCCCAAGCGCCCAGCUCUGGAACUGCUCGCCCUGCUGAUAUUCGUCCAAUCUCUCAUGGUGCCCAGACCUCUCAUUCUAAUUCACCCAAACCGAUCAACGGUGAAGCCCACCCGGCCAGCACUCAAGCACCCCUUAAACCCGUCGACAGUCCUGGAGUCUUUUCUGCAACUACACCUCGUCAGCGCCCUGUUUCAACACAGCGUCACUCAGGAACACCGCAUGAUCCGAUCUACCUUUGCGAUGAUGAAGAACGCCAGACCGCAACACCGUCAUCUUCCAAGUUAAAGCAAGCUCCUACCCACAAAUCCGAACCACCCACCAUGGCGGUCGCUGGUCCUUCUAACCACACCAGCCGGCCGGCCCGACCCCCUUACCUCAAAGCACGUUCUUUGUCAGAGCGGAAGUCAGCUGGCCCACUGCCACGGCCUUUGGAAGAUGCACUUGAUAGCCUCAACGCUGAAAUUCAAGCAGUGUCUCCAUUUGUCCCGAAGAAGUUCCCAAAUGAAUUGAAGCCUUCGACGUUACGAGUUGCUCAAAUGGCUUUGGAUAUGAACGAGUAUGACGAAUGUUUCUUCAUCAGAUUAGCCCAGCUCUUUCCAUACAACACCUUCACAAUAAAAAAGUUUGUGAAACGCGAGAUUUUACCUCAGCGGAAAGCGUAUUAUGAGUCGCAGAUUAAUGAGCGAAUUGGGCGGCUGAAGCAGAUGGUCAUCGAAGGCAUGCCAGCGGCAAGGGCUGAUUACGAAGCGGCGUUACUCGAGUACGAAAAGGCCCAACGGGCGUGGCGCGAAAGCAGACCGGAAGAGCCCUCGGGCGCACUGCCUACUAAUGCUUCGACCAUCUUGGCCGACACUAUCAUGAAGAACCCUGUGAAUCCUUUCGAGCAAACCCCCACUGAGCCGGCGGACAAGCCCCCUAAACCUCCCCUGAAGACAUUUAAGUUGAAUACACCGAUGCGAGAAAUAAUUUAUGAAUUGAUCAAGUUGGAAGAUGAACUGUGCGAGACGAUUAAGGACACACAAAAAAUUGUCGAUAAGAAUGUAACAUUGAAGGACACCAGCAACCGAAGACAAUUUUAUUUAAGGUUGUCUCAUUUAUGGCCAGAUGAUUUCAUGACUACCCAGAAACUCAGCAGAGAAGUGGCGUAUAUGAAGAGAAAAAUGGAAGGAAAUUCGGUUGAUCCUCAAAACUUAAUCACCCUGCAAUGAUCAUCUUACUAGCACAGCCAGUAUCACUUCCCAAUGGAGUCAUUUCACAGAGCUGAUUGCCAAAGUCUUGAAUUCUUUUUUUCCGAUUGCAUAGCGGAAUACCCCAAACCCUAUUUCACUUCUAAGAUUAAAAUCAUGUCAUUUGAACUCCGAUAUAGCACUACUUGUUUAUUGGAGCUUGUUUUCUCUAUUUUUUUUUUUUUGGCUCUUACAAUUUUAUCUGAUAAGGAAAAAAA
Puccinia graminis f. sp. tritici CRL 75-36-700-3 is the source of this 2957-nucleotide messenger RNA. RefSeq lists its product as uncharacterized. Lineage: Eukaryota; Fungi; Basidiomycota; Pucciniomycetes; Pucciniales; Pucciniaceae. The transcript is spliced from 10 exons. Bases 400 to 2721 code for a protein of 773 amino acids. The record is from RefSeq and is a predicted model, not a curated record.